Molecule: messenger RNA, 1118 nt
Organism: Myotis myotis
Lineage: Eukaryota; Metazoa; Chordata; Mammalia; Chiroptera; Vespertilionidae
Gene: NEMP2
Product: nuclear envelope integral membrane protein 2
Exons: 8
Coding region: 6-1118 (370 amino acids)
Cellular component (GO): nuclear envelope
Source: RefSeq, a predicted model, not a curated record
GCGGGAUGCGGCGGCGCGCGGGCCCGUGGUGGCUGCUGCUCUGGGCGCCGCUGGCCGCGGGCUUGGGGCGCGCGAAGGAGGCGCGCGGGGCGCCGCUGGCAGUUCCAGGGUGCAGAGCUUUGAAGGAAAUGGAUUUAAUUAAAAAUUCGGAGUCAGACUGUUACUGCUACCAUCAAAAAACCCAGAUCGAGUGGAAAUACAUAUGGUCAACGGUGCAGGUGAGGCUCACCAGUGCAGACCUGCUCAGUGUCGCGUAUAUCACAGAGAGACACAACUGCCAGGACCCAGAGACCGUCCUUUCUCUGAUCAAGUGUGCGAUCCACGCGUUCUGGACCCCGAGCGAGUCGCAUGAAAUAUCCGUGAGCAUCCGCCCACACGGCGAGACGGUGUGCUUCUCUGUGAAGCCGGCCGGGAGGCACACGGUGCAGGUGACUCGCAGGGUUGUGGAUUUCGGGCUCGUCCUCCUGUUCGUGGCCGGCACUGUCCUCUUCCGCCUGGCGGCGCGCUUGAGCCAGAGCCCCGCUUUCUAUUACUCCCUGGGGACGGCGCUCGGCGUCCUGAUGGCACCGGUCUUCCUGCUGCUGCUGGUGAGAAGGUGCAUUCGUAAGUGCAGCAGCUUUGGGGCUGUGAUGGUUGCUUGUUGGCUUGCUUCAGUGUAUGUGGUGUGCCAGUGGAUGGAGAACCUGCCAUGGCUGUGGGGUGAGCACAGGAUGUAUGUCGUAGGCUACGUCUUGACAGUUGGGUGUCUCAGCUUUGCUGCCUGUUACAGACGCGGGCCCCUGGUCAAGGAGAGGAGCCAGCGCCUCCUGGCAUGGACGCUGCGGCUCCUGGCCCUGGCCCUGACCUGCGGCGGCGCCCCCAUGCCCCAGGUCGCGUGGACCACCGUCGGCCUCAUGCUGCUGCCCUGGGGUCUGCACUACCCACUGAGAGCCCUCAGGAACGCGAGGAAGUGGCUGAGGUCCCGAAGGCUGGCGGUCAAGUACCUGACUGAGGAGCAGUACCGGGAGCAAGCUGCCGCCGAGACCACCCGGGCCCUGGAGGAGCUGCGCCAGGCCUGCCGCCGGCCCGACUUCCCGUCCUGGCUGGUCAUGUCCAGGCUCCACGCGCCGAAAAAGUAA